Papilio machaon (common yellow swallowtail) is the source of this 1853-nucleotide messenger RNA. It is a transcript of the gene RtcB, whose product is annotated as RNA-splicing ligase RtcB homolog. The coding region runs from base 163 to 1683 and encodes 506 amino acids. NCBI's taxonomy places the organism in Eukaryota, Metazoa, Arthropoda, Insecta, Lepidoptera, Papilionidae. Gene Ontology annotation, biological process: tRNA splicing, via endonucleolytic cleavage and ligation. The transcript has 5 exons. Gene Ontology annotation, cellular component: tRNA-splicing ligase complex; nucleus. Gene Ontology annotation, molecular function: RNA ligase (ATP) activity. The record is from RefSeq and is a predicted model, not a curated record.
AUUCUGCAUGCCGGCAAAUCUUGUCAACUUGUCAAUGUCAUUCGUAUUUCUCUCUUGGGUUUGCGUAUUUUAUUGAAUUUUGAUAUUUCAUAAAUUUGCGACAAUUUAAUCAUUUAUCAUUGCCGAAUUAAUUGUGUUCCGAUUAUUUAUAAUCCAUUCAAGAUGGUGGUAAGGAGUUAUAAUGAAGAGUUAAAAUACCUAGAGAAGAUAAACCCCCAUUGCUGGAGAAUCAAGAAAGGAUUUCAGCCAAACAUGAAUGUGGAAGGUUUAUUUUAUGUCAACAAUACACUUGAAAAAUUGAUGUUAGAAGAGUUACGAAACUCAUGUAGACCUGGUAUGACAGGAGGAUUUUUACCCGGCGUGAAACAAAUUGCUAAUGUCGCUUCGUUACCAGGAAUUGUCGGUCACUCUAUUGGUUUGCCAGAUGUUCAUUCAGGAUAUGGUUUUGCCAUAGGAAAUAUGGCGGCAUUUGAUAUGUCUGAUCCUAAAUCAAUUGUAUCACCUGGUGGUGUGGGUUUCGAUAUUAAUUGCGGUGUCCGGUUACUUAGAACCAAUUUAAGUGAAAAAGAUGUGCUACCUAUUAAGGAGCAACUGGCACAAAGCCUUUUUGAUCAUAUACCUGUUGGUGUAGGAUCAAAAGGUAUAAUUCCUAUGAAUGCCAGAGACUUAGAGGAAGCUUUAGAAAUGGGUAUGGAUUGGUCCCUACGAGAAGGGUAUGUUUGGGCAGAAGAUAAAGAGCAUUGUGAGGAGUAUGGUCGAAUGUUGAAUGCAGACCCAUCAAAAGUAAGUCUUAGAGCAAAGAAGAGAGGUCUACCCCAGCUGGGGACACUGGGGGCUGGCAAUCAUUACGCUGAGAUACAAGUGGUUGAUGAAAUAUUUGAUAAAUAUGCUGCAAGCAAAAUGGGCUUGGAGAGAACCGGCCAAGUUGUGGUGAUGAUACAUUCUGGUAGUAGAGGGUUUGGACAUCAAGUUGCAACAGAUGCUCUAGUUGAAAUGGAAAAAGCAAUGAAAAGGGAUAAGAUUGAAGUAAAUGAUAGGCAAUUGGCAUGUGCCAGAAUAAACUCUGUUGAAGGACAAAACUAUCUGAAGGCAAUGGCAGCAGCUGCUAAUUUUGCAUGGGUUAACAGAAGCUCUAUGACCUUCCUGACCCGACAGGCAUUUGCAAAACAAUUUAAAAUGGCUCCUGAUGAUUUAGACAUGCAUGUGAUAUAUGAUGUGUCCCACAAUAUUGCUAAAAUUGAGGAACAUGUUGUAGAUGGAAAAGUGAAGACAUUAUUAGUUCAUAGAAAGGGCUCUACUAGAGCAUUUCCUCCUCACCAUCCUUUGAUACCAGUGGAUUACCAGCUGACAGGUCAACCGGUACUGAUUGGUGGGUCCAUGGGCACCUGCAGCUAUGUCCUCACUGGAACUCAACAAGGCAUGACAGAAACUUUUGGUACUACCUGCCAUGGAGCUGGUCGUGCAUUAUCUCGCGCUAAAUCUAGAAGGAACAUAGAUUACAAAGAUGUUUUGAAUAAACUGGAGAGUAUGGGCAUAUCUAUUCGUGUAGCAUCGCCUAAGCUUGUGAUGGAAGAAGCCCCGGAGUCCUAUAAGAAUGUGACAGAUGUGGUUGACACUUGCCAUGCUGCUGGUAUCAGCAAGAAGACUGUCAAAUUAAGGCCCAUUGCGGUUAUUAAAGGUUGAACUUUGAUAUUAUAUAUGUGUACUCAUUAUUACUUUGAUUAUUCUAUACUAAGGUAAUUGUAAUUUAAAAUAUUUCCGUUAAAUAUUGUAAUACCAUAGACUUAUAUUUUAACAAGUCUUUAUUCCUUAUUACAUUACUUUUGCAUUUUUAAGUGUAAAUUGAAACUGUU